Molecule: messenger RNA, 926 nt
Organism: Myotis daubentonii (Daubenton's bat)
Lineage: Eukaryota; Metazoa; Chordata; Mammalia; Chiroptera; Vespertilionidae
Product: acyl-CoA-binding protein-like
Exons: 1
Coding region: 485-748 (87 amino acids)
Source: RefSeq, a predicted model, not a curated record
UUCUGUCCCCUUGGUCAUGGUCAAAGAAGGUUCACUGUGGACCUAGAAGUGCAUGCUGAGGCCCCAGGGGAAAAAAAUCUCUACCUAUCUGAAGUAAAUAAAGGAGACAGACCCUCUAUUAGAAACCAUAUGGAAAAAUGAGAAAACAAACAAAAAUCCUGUUCCUUCACAGAUAAUUUAAUGAACAUUAGGCUUAGUGGGAAACCUAACAGAAAACACCACAGUUGACAUUUCUGUUGUUUGGGGAAAUCACCUGAGUUUGCAGUUAGUCUAUAUGUGUGCACUUUUUUUUUUUUCAGGGGUGGAGAGGAAGCUAUGUCAAGUUGAUUAUAAAUAAUACAUUUAUACUCAUUACACAUUAUCUCACGUCAAAAAUUGUUUCAGCCAAGCUGUAAAAAUUACCUCAGAAAACCUGAAUUGUUUUGGCUACUUCUUGCUCAUCCCUGCCUCCGUGAGCUCCUUGCAAGUAACCAACCCCACCGCCAUGUCUCAGGCUGAGUUUGACAAAGCUGCUGAGGAAGUUAAGCACCUCCAGAGCAAGCCAGCAGACGAUGAGAUGCUGUUCAUCUACAGCCGCUACAAACAAGCAACUGUGGGUGACAUAGAUAAAGAACAGCCGGGGAUGAUGGACCUCAAAGGCAGGGCCAAGUGGAAUGCAUGGAAUGGGUUGAAAGGAACUACCAGGGAAGAGGCCAUGAAAGCUUACAUCAGCAAGGUAGAAGAACUAAAGCAAAAAUACGGAAUCUAGGGACUGGUGUGGCUGCCAGCCACGCUUUUCAUCUAAACUGGUAAUCAUGCCUUGUUUCUCUAAUACCAUGGAUGAAGUGAAAUAAUGAAAUUAACCCUCUUCCUGAACACUGUCCAGGAUAUGGCUCUAAGAGAUUAAGGAGCUGAAAUAAAUGGUUACUCGCCUUGCUGAGUAGUUU